Pogonomyrmex barbatus (red harvester ant) is the source of this 4614-nucleotide messenger RNA. It is a transcript of the gene sha, whose product is annotated as shavenoid. The record is from RefSeq and is a predicted model, not a curated record. NCBI's taxonomy places the organism in Eukaryota, Metazoa, Arthropoda, Insecta, Hymenoptera, Formicidae. Gene Ontology annotation, biological process: imaginal disc-derived wing hair organization. Gene Ontology annotation, cellular component: cell cortex.
AAGAUAUCGUCGAUAAUUAACUCAUGUCGGGUGUUUAAUUAAUUGAUCGAAAAAUCGCGACGGGGAAUAGUGAAUUAAGUCCCAAAAUUAACCGGCGUCUGCCGGCGCGUCUAUUACAAUGGUGAUUCCGAGGAAAACCGCAACGGCUCGCGUCCAUCAUCGUUCCUGACAAACCAUCAUUCACGUGCUGCGAGGAUCGUCGAUCAUCUGGCUGCAGUGUCUACGACAACCGAUGAAGUUUAUCGCAUGGCCUGCCGUGUUCAGUUGACAUUUAACAGAAUGCUGUGGGGAAGAUGCGUCCUCUAGCUCUCGUUCUCACGAGCUUCAACCUCCUGCAAGUCCUCGUCCGCUGUCAGGAAUUAUCGGUCAUCCGGCACUCCGAUGGAGACAUUUUUACCAUCGAAGGUUCUUGUACGGAAGCUUGUACGGUGCUCAGCAGUGGUACCGCCAGUCCUUACUCCCGCGGUUCCUCGAGCUCGAGCCUGCUUGUGCCAAACAGUUCCUGCACGUGCCAGUGCAACUUCGAUUUGCCUAUCUUCCGAGAGGAUCUUCACAUAUGCGUCAACGACAUCCACGAGUGCAACGUUGCGGGGUUUGUCAACAGCAACGGCCAUGUGGAGAGAGUACCGUACGUCUUCUUGCCACAGCGAGGACAAAUAAUAUAUCCGCACGCGGAGAUUCGUUUCGAAGGUGUGACCACUCCUGUAUGCGGGAUCGCCGGUGCCCAGCAAUUGGGUAGGGCGGGAUGGUCCGAGCUGAGAAAUCUCUCCGACGCCGAGCCGCCCUUCAGACUGUUUCGAGACGAGGGCAGGACGUUCCUCCAGUGGAUCGGCGAAGCUGGACUGAGAGACGCAGCGGAAGGACGAGUCGUGACAGCCAAGCUCGUCUGCAGAGACGCGUCGCCAAAGUCAACAUUCUCUGGAGUUUUUACACCUUGCGUGGCCUUUAGAGUGGCCGGUUCACCAUCGAAAAAUAGCGUGCGAGAAGUGAUGUUCUCGUCGACAUCUCAGGUGUCGCAAGGUUUAUCAGCUACGGAAUACACCGCCAUUGGUCUCUCCUCCGUAAUCUUGGCCCUCAUAUACGUAGCCAGCAUAUCGUUAUAUUUGCACAGCAGAAGGGCGAAGAGGAAAUCCAUCGAGGAGGCGAACAUCACUCUCGACGGCGGUCGAGACGGCGGCGGAUUGGUGAAGAGUAAUCCGUUGUUAGCCACCGCGAGACACUUCGAGAGCGACACUAAUAGCGGACUCACCGAGAGUGAUUUAGGCGAGGAUCUUCCCGCGAGCGAUAACGAGCAAGGCUUCGAAAACAUAACGUCCGCGAUCGUCCAUCCUCACUGCGUGUAUCUGGAGCAAUCGGAAGGGCUUUUUCCCGCGGGUUCUAUUCUCGGCGAGAGACUACCGGAAGAGGAUGUACGGGUCGUGGAGACGGCUGACAAUCCGCAUCAGCAGGAUGUACCGGUUCUUCCAGGUGCUCAGCGAAGGAAAUUGUACUUCAAUCCCGCGUACUUCGAUCGACAGCUAUUGCUGGCCCCACCUCCGGCUGCCAUCGAGUUCCUCCUCAAAAUCCGAGAAGUCAUCUCCAUCGCCAAGCACAAGAUGGCUGCGAAGAGAUUUGUUCCUACCCUCACCGGUAUUCCGGAAGAGGAGAGCGGUUCCGAACGCUGCGAGUCGGCAAAGUCAAGCAAGCACCAGCAGAGAACGACGCCGAGCUCCAUCCAGGCAGGCUCGGUCGCGAAGUCGCGCAAAUCUCAACGAUGCACCGGAUGUCCCGGCUGCAGCGAGUCUCCCCGACAGCUUCCUGCUCUUCCUGUUCCCGACUUGCCCAGCCACGGUGAGAGCAAGGUGCGCGCCUGGUUGGAAGACGUGCGACCGCCGCAGCGUCGCUGGAGAGACGCCGAGGACACGCGCAAGAACUUCCAAGAGAACGCCCGGACGUUUGCUAAAAAUCUCGAGUACCUGAAGGAGCUGGCCAGACGCGACUUUGUCGACGGUGACGACCGCGCGAGUCUGGUCGGCAAGUCGGUGUCGUCGUGGAAGGACAACCCGCCGAUGCUGAGGACCUUCCAGAACAUCGCCGCCAGGAGCGAGAUUCUGGAGAACGCCGACCGUCACAGCGUGUCCAGGCGGUCGACCAGAUCCAUGUUCGAGGGAUCCGAGUACGAUCGUCACGGUAAGCGGGCGAACGGCAGAACGUUCCAAUUCGCCGCUGGUGACGACGCGAUAAACGCGAAGGUACGCAAAGCCAUCGAGAAUUCCUUCAUCAAGCAGAUGGAGGAAAACGCGGCCAUGGAGAAUGGGACGAAGGGGAGCGCGAAGGACGACAGGAACAGCAAGAGCGAGGACGAGUCCGCCAAGACGGAGAGGUCGUCCAGCAACACGGAGGAAUCGGAGAAAUCGCGAUGCCAGCAACCGCCGCAGGGUAAUCCGGCGCCGAAGAGAUCGAGGAAGUCGAAGGCAGCGCCAUGCGCGCCGUCGUUGAAGAAGAAGGAACUCCCGGAUAUGAUCAACGAGUUACCCGGCGCGAAAAACACCGCCAAGCGCAUUAUGGACGCGGUGAUACGCGAGAUGGUGGACGUGAAGGCAUUGGACCACCAUCACGCCAGAUCGUCCGAUCGUAUCAUAACGAUCGGCGACUACGAGGUGGACAGUCUGGAACGUUCCAAGUGUAGCCGAAAGUCCUCGACGUCGCCGGAUCAGUCGUCGACGGACAAUCAAUCGAGCCCGGCUUUGUCCACGGCGCUGCCGAUGGACGAGGAGCUGACGAUGCAGAACGCCGUGAUCAACACGCGAACCGGCGAGAUGACGAUGUCGAAGCUCAGCAAUCAGAUCCUCGCGAGGAAUUGCUACAACAGUCUGCCAGAGCUAAUCAGCAGCCAGCGAUCGGAGACGUACUCGCUGGUGAGCGAGGUUUACGUCAACGACGGCUACGCCAGUCCGGCUUGCAGCGACGAUAGCGGCCCGGAGAUCCAAUACGAGCCGGAGAAUCCGGGCCAUCUGACCAUCAAGGUCCAGGAUUCGCCAGAGAAUUACGUAAAGCUCGACGAGUCCGAGUACGAGCCCGACACCUUGGACCGAAAGCCGAUGAAGCUGCGGAUCAACGACGACACGCAAUACGACCGCAGGGAGAUCAUCAACGAGGUUUACGUGGAUUCCUUGGAGCGGCCGGCUCAGAUCCUACUCAGGAGCAGGGGCAGCUUCCGCGACGAGAACUCCGCAACGCUGCAACGCGGUCACGGCAGUCUACGAGAGAUAUACGAAGCGAGGAUCAAGUCGAGCCUGAAGGACCAGCAUUUAACGAACGGCCACGACGUCGAGUGCCAGGUGAACGGCGAGUCCGACGGCACCCUCUCGUGGAAGAAGUGCAGGUACCUGACGCCGGACAGCAGGCAGGCCAAGAGACAACGACAGCCGCACAAUCAGCCGGACGUGGUGCCGUUACCGCCCACGGAGGAGGAGAUCUAUCAACGGCCGAAACCACCGCGACGCGUCGAGGACGCGAGGCUGCCGCCGUUAUCUCCGUCAAAAAACGCCUGGGACGGGAGUCCUGUCGAAGCGGGUGACCCUACGGCCAGCAACGGCGCUCCUGUCCCGAAGGCUGACGGAUAUCAUGUAGGGGACCAAACCUGCCUCUGCGCGUCGCAGACUCAGGUCGACGUCGCGACGAGGUCCAAGUACGAGGUUUACAACGAGGAGCGUCGCGAGAACGUCGUUCCUUUCACGGAAGCGACGUUCUUCAACGAGAGGAUAGGUGAGUGCACCGUGACGAACCGCUGCAGGGACUGCCCGUGCGAGACGCGGAUCGAGAUCGAAGUUCCCGAGGAUAGGUACAACUUCUACCAUGGGCACGUGGUUGGCUCCUCUAAGGAGGAGGUCUCGGUGCGAAACGGAACGAAAGUGACGCGAGAGAAACGAUCCGUCUCGAGUUUCUCUCAUCACAGAGGCUCCGCGAGAAGUUCGAAGCCGCGAAGCUCGUGGAGCGUCGAUCAUUGUCACGAGGACGAGAGCAGGCUCCUCGACAACGGCAGGGCGCAGAGCUGCGCCAGCAGGACGAAGCAGCUGAUGAAAGGCCUCUCGAAGAGCUGCGAUUCCGGCUUUCCGAGCGUGCUGCCCUUGAUGGACAAUCGGCGCGGUCAUGCGAAGGUCGAGGACAGCGGCUACCUCAGCAGCACCGACAGCAACGGCUCGCGCAAGCGGCUGCUGAAGCACGAGGUCAGCAGCGUGUCCGAGGAGACCGACGAGACCGAGUCGGUAUGCGACGGCGCCAGCGAGAGCGGCGCCGAGAGCGUCGGCACCGACAGCGUGUUCUUCGGCAACUUUCGCCGGAUUUCGGAGAUCUCCAAGAGCGCCGAUUCCGGCGUGGAUCUGGGAACGAGGAAUUCGAUGUAUCAACCGUUGUUUGGCACGAGAAACGAGACGACGGUGGUUCUGGAAAGAGGGAAUUUCAGCGCCAGCGACAGCGAAACCGAGAGUCUCGUCACUGUAUUGCCGCCCUGUGGCGGUCAGUGUAACAAGUUGAUAUCGUAAACGGCACCGAAGAAAUUUAAUCGGGCUGAAGGGUUCGUUUCAAAGUCUAGUCUAACAUUUUUAAUUUUUUAAUUUCGUGAAUUUUUUUCAA